Messenger RNA from Chinchilla lanigera (long-tailed chinchilla), 4361 nucleotides. RefSeq names its product KIAA1755 ortholog. The transcript has 14 exons. NCBI's taxonomy places the organism in Eukaryota, Metazoa, Chordata, Mammalia, Rodentia, Chinchillidae. Bases 271 to 3864 code for a protein of 1197 amino acids. The record is from RefSeq and is a predicted model, not a curated record.
GCACCGGUGCCCGCGCCGUGCGCCCUCCUCGCUCCCAACUCAGUCUUCGUCGUCUCCCCGCGCCUCCGGGGCUCUCUCUGUCUGCCUGUCUGUCUGUCUCAGGGACUCUCGCGCCGCCCUUCGGAGAUGAGAUCCGGUUCGUAGCCCCAGGCCCUCCCGUCCCGCUCCCUCCAGGACUAGGCGGGGGCGGGGGCUACACCGGGCUGACGGACCCGCAGACGCACACAUCCGCACUCGAGAGAGGAGCUGCCGACCUGUCACCCCGUCACCAUGGACCCCCCAUCCCUGGAUGCAGCCAUCCAGCACGUCCUGGCAGGCCUCUACCCUCCUUUUGAGGCCACAGCGCCCAUUGUCCUCAGUCAGGUGUUCCGCCUGCUGGACUCUGACUUCCAGGGGGAUGGGCUGAGCUUCCUCCUGGAUUUCCUGAUCCCUGCCAAGCGCCUGUGUGAGCAAGUUCGCGAAGCCGCCUGUGCCCCCUAUGCCCACCGCCUCUUCUUGCACGAGGGCUGGCCACUCUGCCUGCGGGAUGAGGUUGUGGUCCACUUGGCACCACUCAAUCCCCUCUUACUGCGCCAGGGUGACUUCUACCUCCAAGUGGAGCCCGGGGAGGAGCAGUCUGUCAGCAUGAUGAUCAAAUGCCUCUCCUUGGACCUCCGUACAGUGGACAAGAAGCCUGUUCCUGAGUCAUCCCACCCUCUGCUUUUCACGCAAGAGUGGCUGGAGGCCAUCAACAGUGACUUGGGGGGAAGUCCCCUGCACAACUGCCUGGUGGCUUCAGAAAAUGGGAUUGCCCCUGUGCCUUGGGCCAAGAUCACCAGCCCAGAGUUUGUGGAUGGUAGACCCCAGGCAAAGACGGUCCCUUCACCUGCCUGGGACUCCCUUCCACUGGAGGCACUUGAUCUGCGCAGCCCCCAGGAGCUGCACCUGGCCAGUUCCCCAGGCAGCCAGGUGCUUUUGGCCCAGAAUUCGGUCAAGGAUUCAGGUAGAACAUCUGGGAGCAAGUAUCCAGGACUCAUCAAGGUGGAACAAUCCAGGUCUGGGGAGGUGGCCUUCAAGAUGGACAGUGGGUUCCAUCAGGGCUUAGAGGGAGACUACGUGGCUCUCCUGGGCUUUUCCCAAGAGAACAGUGGAAAGACUCCCAGUCAGGAAGUGGAGGCAUCUAGUGGGUGUGCUUUGGGGGCACUAGGUGAACUAUGUAGGACUAGGGAGAUUCCUCUGUCUCAAAGGACAUUGGCUCUCUCAGAGCCUGAUGGGGGGCCUUCCUUGCAAAACUGGGAUUCUGCAAAGCCAACAAACUCAGAGGAGGAGCUCUGCAUUUUGGGACUGGGGAGAAAGGCUGAGCAUAGAGGGCUUGCCCACAACUCAGAGCGACAACCCUACAUUAGUGUUCCUGAGGAGCCACUGGACGGUGCCUCUGGCCUCUGGCCAGCUGGUUCAGAAGAGCCAGCUACCUCCAAGAUGCAAGGACCUCUGGGAAACCCAGAGACCAUGGUCCAGCUCAGGCCCGGACCGAGACAAACAUCUUCUCCUUGCCUGUCCCCAGCUUCUCCUGUGGGCCCAGCCUCUGAAACCAAGGUGGAAAAGACCAAGAAGGGAGACAGGAGACUUCCCAAGCCCAAGGCCCAUGCUGGUCAGAACACGUCCACUUCCUCCUUCUCUGGGUCUCCUACCGCUGGGCUCAAACCCUCCUUUUUGAAGGUGCAGAGGCGAUUCCCUGUGCCCCAGGACAAAGCUUCACUCCAGCAUGACCAGCCUUGGAGAGCCCUAUCUUCACAGUAUUCUUCUAAGCCACACCAAGCCAAACCCCUGGAGAAAGAUGGAACAACUCAGACAAAAACAUCUGGCCCUGUUGCUGACUCAAGCCUACUGUCUGGGAAGAAAGCUGGCUUCCCAGAAGCUGCGGCAGGCCCCCCAGAAAGAGCCCCUGGCCUGGAGGAGGAGCCCCCAGGGCCUGAGCCCAAGAUCGAGACUGUGGGUGCUGAGGUCUUCCACUCCAGGAUAGCCUGCCUGCCAGGUGGUCGGGACAGAGCAGGGCGACCCCUCCUUCUGGUGUCAACUGCAGAGGAGGCCUGGAAGGCACCAUGGUGCACAGCCUUGGAGGUCACUAAGUUGCUGUCCUACCUGUGCAGCAUCCCCAGGCCAGAAGAUACAGCCAAGGGCCUGGUGGUUGUGAUCGAUGCCAGGAAACAGCCGCCACAGUCAGCUCUGGUCAGUGCCCUGCAGGCCACCCAGGCUGUGGCCCCAGCCUCCUUCAGCGCACUGCUCAUCCUGGGGGAGAAGGAGGACGCUGUCCCGCUGCAGGUGUCACUUGACAUCCAGGUGGAGGUGCUGGCCUCGCUGAAGGCCCUCAGCCACCAUGUGGACCCCAGCCAGCUGCCCGCAGCCCUGAACGGCUCCUUCCCCUACUGCCACAGCGAGUGGGUGCAAUUCUUCCAGAAGUUGGAUCCUUUCCUUGCUGAGCUUCACCGGGCCUCCUCCCUGCUGCAGGCUUCCAUCGAGGAGUUUGAGAAGGGUGACCCCCCUGGGGGGGUGCAGGAGGCUACCAGUUGUCUGAGCAAGUCCAAGGAGCUGAUGGAGGCUGUGCUGAGAGACCCGGGCCUGCUGCACCUGCAGCAGGAAGGUGGGGCCACCCUGGCCAGGCUGCAGUGUGAGGCCAGCAGGCUGGACUCUAGCCCUGACAUCAGGAGCCAUCUGGCUGAAGCAGCAGCCCUGUACAGCCUCGUGGAUGAGCAGCUUCAUGUCCUGGUCACCGCAUCCAACCACCUCCUGGGGAGGCUGGAGCUCCGCAUCCGCCUGGGCCGCCUGGAGGCUGCCAUCUGCCAGGUCAGCGAUUGGAUGGAGCAGGAAGGGAGCCAGUGUCUGCAGGCACUCACCCCUGAGGACAGAAGCAUGGAGACAGUGGCGCGAGCCCAUGCCGAGUUCGAGGCCUUCUUCCUGCAGGCUGUGGCCCAGUACCGCCGCGGCCUGGAGCUGUCCAAGCAGGCAGCCCAACUGGGAGUGGCGGCCGGAGGGGCUGACAAGGCUGGAGGCCAGGGGCUCCCAGAGCUCGUGGCCUUCGCCGCCACCCAGCGGGCCUUCCAGGCCAAGCUGACCCACUUCUACAUGGCGGCCGAGCGGCAGCGCACCGAUCUCGACACGCUGCUGCACCUGCAUCGCUUCUGCAAGAAGAUGACCUGGUUCCACAUGGACUGUCAGGACCUGGUGAGCCAGCUCAGGCUGGGCAAGGCUAAGAGGGCCAGCCCCGGGGACCAGCGCCGCCUGCACCGGUACCUGCAGCGCCUGGCAUCUGAGUUCCCUGCCGAGAAGUUGGCAGCCAUGGCACUGCAGGUGGCCUCCCUGAGCCAGGCGGGCCUGGGCCAGGACCUGUGGCAGGAAGCCCGAGGGAGACAUCAGGAGAUCCAGAGCCUGCUAAAGAAGGCGCUGGCCCACUGCCCGUGCCCGGUGGACUCCACUGCCCACUCGGCACCCUCAGAACCAAGAGGGGCAGCAGCCAAGGGCUGGGGUCCGAAUGGAGAAGCAGCUUCUAAGGGGAGGUGGGACCUGCCCCUGCAGGACUCUUUGGGUGUGGAUCACUUGCCCAAACCCUGCUGGCCUCCUUGGGCUGCCAGAAGCCGGCAGAGCAGAACCCUCCAGGUGGACCCUCCAUGCCCUGGCCAGGUGGUAGGGGCUGAUGACGGCAAAGGCUCCCAGAAGCUUCCAGAGCCCACCCUGGAGCGCUCCUGUGCCACCCUCUUCUCCUGGCAGUGGCUCCCCAGGAAGAGCCAGGUCUCCUGUCCUACUGGGGACAGCUUCUCCUCAGAGGGGACAGACUCACAGACAUCCCUGGAGGACUCGCCCCAAACAAGUCCACCUGCAUCCCUCUAGUUGGAGAUGCCCCUCUCAGCACCAGGCUCUGGGGUGGCUGGCACAAGACCCGCUGGAGGGAGAGCUGGUCAGUCUCUCAGAGACAUGACCACCAAAGAGCUAGAUUGUGCUGAGAGGACAGGACUCGCUCUGGCUGCGGAAAACUCCAGAAAGACCCACUUCUCACACAUGCAGAAUAGGGGGUUGGGAGUCAGGAUCCCUGCACAGUAAAGCAUUCAUUUCCCCAUCACUCCAGGGUCUUCUCGCGGAAGGCCUGUUGGUACAGAUGCUGCCGAAGCUCCCGCUCAGGCAGCCUAAUACACUACCCCCCUGAGGGACACCGGUGCCAGUGUAGACCCCCUACAGGACACAACACAUGGACUCCUGUCUUAGGGUCACCCGGAAACAGACCUGGGACAAGGACCCAAGUGUAAGUGCUUUUGGAGUGACCCCAGGAGCCAGUGGCAGCGAGUAGGAGAUCGGUCUGUGAUGGGAAUAAAGCCACGUUGUCAAGCAGA